Molecule: messenger RNA, 600 nt
Organism: Rhagoletis zephyria (snowberry fruit fly)
Lineage: Eukaryota; Metazoa; Arthropoda; Insecta; Diptera; Tephritidae
Biological process (GO): regulation of synaptic transmission, cholinergic; sleep; positive regulation of voltage-gated potassium channel activity
Source: RefSeq, a predicted model, not a curated record
GCUUCGCUAGGAAUAAGGUGCUACCAAUGCUCUUCCGAUCAAGAUCAAAAAGGUUAUGACAGCUGUGGUGCCUAUAAACCAUUCAAUAAGACAGAACAUAUUCCUAUCGAAUGCAAUACUGAUGAGUCACACAUGCCAGGAUCUUUCUGUAUGAAAGUAGUUCAACAAGGGCCAAGAGGAUUUAUCUGGGAUGGACGUUGGCGUCAAGUUAUCCGGCGUUGCGCUUCCGUAUCUGACACUGGUGUGACUGGUGUUUGUAACUGGGGUGUUUAUGAAAAUGGUGUAUAUUGGGAAGAGUGUUACUGCUCCAGCGAUAGCUGCAAUGGUGCUCCAAAUAUCGUGUUAUUUAAACCUGCAGUGCCUAUUAUUAUAAUUUACACUUUAAUGAAUUUAAACAAGUGGAAUUAACUAAAACUUACGGUAUACCAACAUAUACGUGUAUAUGCGAUUCCGUCCUUUGUCGUAGAUUUUCAACAUGACUAUGUAUAAGUUCCCCAAAGUAAGUAAUUAUGUACGUAGGUUUAGAAUAUAAGAAAAUAAAUUCACUGCGUAAAUUUUUUUAUAAGUAUACUACAUAAUAAAAUUCAACGGACAGUACAA